Molecule: messenger RNA, 594 nt
Organism: Elephantulus edwardii (Cape elephant shrew)
Lineage: Eukaryota; Metazoa; Chordata; Mammalia; Macroscelidea; Macroscelididae
Gene: RD3L
Product: retinal degeneration 3-like
Exons: 2
Coding region: 1-594 (197 amino acids)
Source: RefSeq, a predicted model, not a curated record
AUGCCACUUUUUGGCUGGAUGAAAUGGCCAAAAAAUGAUUCCUACAAGCCCACACACUGCCCUGGCUCAGAUGUAGUGACAAAGACUCUACUUCGAGAAUUAAAAUGGCAUCUGAAAGAGCGUGAAAGAUUAAUACAAGAGAUUGAAAACGAACAAAAAGUGAAAAAAACAGGUGUGGAUUAUAACUGGCUGAGAAACUACCAGAAUUCCCAUAUGACUAUCCCGGCUCCUGAACAAAGACAACUUGAAGUUCUUUGCUCACAAGUUCAACCUUGCCAAACUGGAACUAUUCUCAGCAGAUUCCGAGAACUCUUGGCAGAAAAUGAUGUCCUGCCAUGGGAAAUAGUCUACAUCUUCAAGCAAGUUCUGAAAGACUUCCUGAGUGGCAGUGACAAAGAUGAGCGAGAAGGCCCAGAGGGGUCGAGGCUGACUGAAGAUGCUGUCCAUCCUGCCGGCCGAGGGGCAGGGCUCAAGGGCUCAGAAAAAGAAGAGAUACCCACCAUUUCCAGUUACGUAGACAAAACCACACACAACAGGUUUCCCACGUUUUCACACAGGAUAUGGAACCUACCCUAUUACCACCCAUCCAGUUAA